This is a messenger RNA of Planococcus citri (citrus mealybug), 1230 nucleotides long. RefSeq names its product speckle-type POZ protein B-like. Gene Ontology annotation, cellular component: nucleus; cytoplasm. Bases 1 to 1230 code for a protein of 409 amino acids. Lineage: Eukaryota; Metazoa; Arthropoda; Insecta; Hemiptera; Pseudococcidae. Gene Ontology annotation, molecular function: ubiquitin protein ligase binding. The record is from RefSeq and is a predicted model, not a curated record. The transcript has a single exon. Gene Ontology annotation, biological process: proteasome-mediated ubiquitin-dependent protein catabolic process; regulation of proteolysis.
AUGGAAACUAUACGGUCUAAUACCACGGUCAAAGUAUAUAAAGCGAGUUUCCUAUGGGAACUGGAACGUUACAGUGUGCACGAUACGAAAGGAGAUCAUGUAAAAUCACCACUAUUCUCAUCAGAAGCUUGUGAUCAAUUCAAAUGGUAUAUGAAACUAUAUCCAAACUCCAAAAACAAUACCGCUGAAAACAUUACCGUAUUCUUGUUCUUGGAUGCCUCGAGCCAGUACAAAUCGGUAUUCGCUAGAUCGAAAUUACAUAUAAUGGACAAGGACCGUUACAAAGCGUACAGUAAAGUGAGUUCAGUCCACGAAUACACCGCUAAUCCGGUUCAUGGUCAUCAGCAUCCUCGCGGUUGGAUUGAAUUUAUCAAAAGGGAUCAGCUUUUAAAUGCGUAUUAUCUGCCUAAUGAUAAAUUAACGCUUUGCUGCGAAGUAUCAUUUUUCCAUGUAAGCGAUGAUCUGUUGGAAAAUAUGUGUGAUCAACACGAUACUUUUCUACUCCAAUCACAUACUUCCAAAUACGACUUAUCCAAAGAUUUUAGAUCAUUGUUGGAAAAUCAACAGUUCGCCGACAUAGUGGUCUCAAUAAAUGGUAAAAAUUAUCCAGUACAUAAAGCUAUUUUGGCUGCUCGUAGUCCUGUUUUUGCCGCCAUGUUCCAACAUGAUAUGCUUGAAAAUGAACACAAUCGCAUCGUUUUAAUGGACGUGGAAGAACGAAUCGUAGAAGAAAUGUUACGAUACAUUUACACCGGUUCGUGUGAAAAUAUAAAGAGCUUAGCCGAUGGUUUAUUGACCGUAGCUGAUAAAUACGAUUUAGAAGGAUUGAAGGUUAUUUGCCAAGACGCGUUGAUCGAGAACUUAUCAGUUGAAAAUGCUACUGAAAUACUAGUGUUGGCGGAUUUGCAUCGUGCCGAUGAACUAAAAUCAAAAGCAUUGAAUUAUAUUGUGUCAAAAUCCAGCAAAGUGAUGAAAUCUUCCGGUUGGAAACGUAUGGCCCCUUCGAAUCCCCAGUUAAUUAUGGAAGUAUCUGAAGCUUUAUCCAAAGCUCUCCAUCGAGAGAAAAAGAGCCAUUGCCAUUCUAGUAAACGGAUCAAAUUGACUACACGCGCUAGAGACCUCUCUGAUGAUAGUUCUAGAUUUAUUAGGUUUUAUACAGCUCCUGUUCCGGUUUCAAUUCGAAAUACGCCUGCAUCGCUUGAUAUUAACCCUAUUAACAUUAAUCGAUAG